AUGACAACAACUGCUUUUAUGGAAGACUUUGAAAAGACAGAGGUCAACAAAUUAGAUGUUCUGGAGUUUGCGCAGAUCAUGAGAUCAAAUUACACAAAUUCUUCAUUAUCAUUCGUACUAUUCGUGGGGGUCAUUAAUUACCAUUCUCAACAUUCUCUCAACCAAAGGAUAGGAACAGCUAAAAAUUUAAUAUAUAGGGCUUUCACACUAAGUGACCCUAUAUUCCACCAAGAAAUUCACAACAAGAUCACUUCUAUAUUGAGGCUUAAUAACUAUCCUGCUAGUUUAAUUAGAAGGUUGAUCAACCAACACCUGCAAUCUCGCCCCAAGUCCACGAUUAGUACGAAUGAUAAUGAAGAAUCUAGUAAAAUUUAUUGCAGUUUUCCAUACUUAAGAGGUCUCACGGAAAGAAUUAAUACCAUAACAAAGAAACAUAAUUGCAUCUUAGCCUGCUAUAACAAAAACACUCUGAACAACUUCUAUACUAAACUUAAAGAUCCACUCCCUAUAGAAAAACAAUCCAACGUUAUAUAUAAGAUACCAUGUUCAGGUUGCAAUAGUUCAUAUAUAGGUCAAACCAAACAGCUUCUCUCUAAUAGAAUUAAACAGCAUAUAUACAGUUGCAACACACAUUCGUCGAAAGAUGACGACAAUAAGACGGCUUUAGUCGAACAUCACAUCAAUACCGGUCAUAUAUUCAAUUUCAAAGAUGUCACUAUCGAAGAUUCUGAAACUAAUUACAGAAAACGUACUAUCAGUGAAAUGAUACAUAUAAAAGCCAAUGAUACUAUUAAUAAAAGAACUGAUACCCAAAAUUUGAGUAGAAUUUACAACAUCCUUAUAAACAAAUAUAAGAACAAAAGGUAAGAACACUGUUGUUGAGCCUCCUGCAAUAAUUAACACUUGUCACCAUUUACCCAAUUUAUUGACCACCGACUAUAAUUGUCCUUCUCUUUAUAUGUAUAUGUCCAAAAUUAUUUGACUCUUUGAUUGUGUGAGAUAUGUACUUAAGGAUUAAGUUGCGCAUUGAAAAUGUUAUUUGACGAUUGUUCACACUGUAAAUAUAAUAAGUAAGUAUAAUUAGAUGUGUAAAAUGUUUUUGAACACGAUCAAUAAUUGUCAGUCAUCUAUCUUCAGUUGACGUGUGCCAAUAUCGUUCAAUGUGUAGUUAUUAAUAUGUUUUGGAUGUUAGAGAGGAAAGAUAUUUUUAGUGUUUUUAAAUUUCCAUCAUAACUACAGCAAGUUUUGUUGAUGAUCGAAACAGGUUGACGAUCAUAUAUAUGUUUUUAAUUUCAAAUAAUUCAAAUGAAUUAGUCAUGAUUAAGGACAACCCAAUUGUUUUGUAUGUGAUCAAACAAUAAAUGUCCGAAACGUCGACAAAAUUCAACUGGGCU
Coccinella septempunctata (seven-spotted ladybird) is the source of this 1394-nucleotide messenger RNA. RefSeq lists its product as uncharacterized. Lineage: Eukaryota; Metazoa; Arthropoda; Insecta; Coleoptera; Coccinellidae. Bases 1 to 867 code for a protein of 288 amino acids. The transcript is spliced from 3 exons. The record is from RefSeq and is a predicted model, not a curated record.